Ilex paraguariensis (yerba mate) is the source of this 1237-nucleotide messenger RNA. The record is from the annotation of a GenBank genome assembly. Lineage: Eukaryota; Viridiplantae; Streptophyta; Magnoliopsida; Aquifoliales; Aquifoliaceae.
GAAAAAUUAUUUUUUUCUUCAACUUUUUCUUCACUACGGUACAAUAAAUUGCUUUCAUUUGGGAGUGAAACUGCAGAGGAGUGUUUGUUGAAAGAUCCAAGAAUACCCAUUUCUUUACCUUCACUCACAGGGAAGUUAACAAGAGAUUCUUCCAAUCUGGAAAAGGAGAGUUUCUCCACCCUUUUUGUCUGAAAGACACAUGAUGAGGAACACAGAGGUGCAUGACCAAUCUUUCAAUGGAAGAAUCCCGGCUGAAAUUGCUGAAAAUUUAAAAGAAUUUUUUCCUGAACAUGGUGGUGAUCUUACGUAUGAAGAGAUUCUUCUACAUCAGGAAAGCGUUUACGAGUCACUUCAAGCAAGUGGCAAGAACAAGGGAAUAAGUUCUGAUAGUGGUCAAACCAGUGACCGAAGUCAGGUUUCGGGACAAGAUGGUGAAUCUUCGCGGGGUGGAAGUGUUGAGUCACAAUUGGCUCUAGAUGAAGCUUUGGCUAGAUCCUUGCAAGAGUUAGGGGAAGACUUCGAUGAUUUCUACAUAUCUGAACACAGUGGUACUGCAGCUGGGAGUACAGAACUUAGUCCUCGAGAAACUCUUGUCCGGACAGUGAGUCAUCAUAGGAGGGACGAUGAUGUUGAUCCAGACAAUAUGACCUAUGAGCAAUUGCAAUCGCUAGGAGAAACUGUUGGCAGUGAGAGCAGAGGACUGUCCGAAGAGCUCAUCUCCCGGCUACCAACUUUCAAGUACAAAACAGGGUUUUUCUCAAGGAAAAAGAAAAUGGAAAAUGAAGAGUGUGUGAUCUGUUGCAUGGCCUACAAAAAUGGAGUUCGAUUGACCACGUUGCCUUGUGCACACCAAUAUCAUUCAGCAUGCAUCAGACGUUGGUUGAAGCUCAAUAAAAUUUGCCCUGUUUGUCAAGGAGAGGUGCGAGGUGACUAAUUUAUUGAAGUUUGGAUGCAAGAAAAAUCCAUCCAGUGGUUCUCAAAUGGCUUAUACGUACAUACAGGUUUUUGGACUGUUUAUGCUUUAAUGGUGACGGUAAACUAGUUUUUUUUUGGUCAAUUGUCGUACGGAACACGGACUCUUCUCCCUGAAAUGUGCAGAAACCUUGGGUUUAUUUUUCUUCAUGUAAAUAGUAGUAUGUGUGACAGGAAAUUUUUUGACAUGCAAUGUGUUGCUUUUUAACAAUAUUACCAGUGCUAUGGCUCUUAGUAACACUUGGGUUCUAUCAUUUCUGGUGAA